CGACAUGCACCGCAAAUUCGUGGUGCAGCUGUUCGCCGAGGAGUGGGGCCAGUACGUGGACUUGCCCAAGGGCUUCGCGGUGAGCGAGCGCUGCAAGUUGCGCCUCGUGCCGCUGCAGAUCCAGCUCACUACCCUGGGAAAUCUUACACCUUCAAGCACUGUGUUUUUCUGCUGUGAUAUGCAGGAAAGGUUCAGACCAGCCAUCAAGUAUUUUGGGGACAUUAUUAGCGUGGGACAAAGAUUGUUGCAAGGGGCCCGAAUCUUAGGAAUUCCAGUUAUUGUAACAGAACAGUACCCAAAAGGUCUUGGAAGUACUGUUCAAGAAAUUGAUUUAACAGGUGUUAAGCUGGUACUUCCAAAGACCAAGUUUUCAAUGGUAUUACCAGAAGUAGAAGCAGCAUUAGCAGAGAUUCCUGGAGUCAGGAGUGUUGUAUUAUUUGGAGUAGAAACUCAUGUGUGCAUCCAGCAAACUGCUCUGGAGUUAGUUGGCCGAGGAGUUGAGGUUCAUAUUGUUGCUGAUGCCACCUCAUCGAGAAGCAUGAUGGACAGGAUGUUUGCUCUUGAGCGUCUUGCUCGAACUGGAAUCAUAGUGACCACGAGUGAGGCUAUUCUGCUUCAGCUGGUAGCUGAUAAAGACCAUCCAAAAUUCAAGGAGAUUCAGAAUCUAAUUAAGGCAAGUGCUCCAGAGUCAGGUCUGCUUUCCAAAGUAUAGGACACUUGAAAGACUGGUAUGCUACUCAUCGUCGGGUGACAGGACUGUAAGCCCACACAUGCUCUUUUCUCUACUAGAAUUAAAAUGUUAAGUCUAAAAUGGCUCCCUUUUUGCACCUCUUAGUGAAACUUAACUGGCUAGACUAUUUGGGUACCAGCAUUUAGUUAUAAAUUCAAAGGCUUCAGGUGCUGCUUACCUUUUUUUGUUAAUAUGCUUUUAUUUAUUAAAAAAAAUUAUAAUGAAGGUGCCUGUUUUGACUAUACUGUAUACACUGAUCAUAACUUUCAAAAGUGUACACUCUUGUGAAGUUUUCUUAAAUUGUGUACUUUAACGGAAAAAAAGUACCAAUAAUGAUUUGACUUUUAUAUUAUUGUAAGAUGUAUGUUAUAAUGUUAAUGUGGAUUUAGUACUUUUACUUUACAGGUUGAUUGAAAUAAGAUUAUUAUAUGUGAAUUUAAACACAGGUCUCUGGAUCAUAUUGCCCACUCUCCUAACAAUGUUGUCUACUUAUUGAGUGAGUUGCAUUGAUCUGUCCAUAUCAAAUUAUGUUGAAUAAUCACAUACCUUUCUUGAUUAUACUGAUUGUCUUAUUCUGGUCACUAUCACUAAUUCUUUGUUAAUGUUCUCUUUUUUAACUGAAUCUUUUGCCUAGAAAGACUCAUUGGGUUAUUGUUUAUUUUAAUUUUGUAGGUGGGUGUAAGGAUUUGCAAUGCCAUAUAAUUGGUGGAGAGCUAUAUUAACAUCUUUGAAACAUGAUUUUAGCUGGAUAUCUUUAUAUAUCUUGAAUAUAUCUGCUAGUAUGAACAAGAUUUAGCAAAAAGAUGGAGGCUGGGUAAAAUGUAGUUUUAAAAUGUCUGUAUGCUGUUUCAUGUUUUCUACAUGUACCCUCCAAAUAUUAAUAAUGCAAAAGGCAUCAGUAAUAUUUUGGUAGUAUUAAUUUUGUGGACAUUGUUACCCUUCAAUAAAUGUAUUUUCAUUAAAUACUUACUAGAAGAUUUUAAAACUUGUUUUCAAACAUUAUGUGAAAUGUAGAAUAUUGAAUAUUGCCUUUAUAUUAAAGUAAUUAAAGAAAA
Molecule: messenger RNA, 1785 nt
Organism: Carlito syrichta (Philippine tarsier)
Lineage: Eukaryota; Metazoa; Chordata; Mammalia; Primates; Tarsiidae
Gene: ISOC1
Product: isochorismatase domain containing 1
Exons: 5
Coding region: 5-712 (235 amino acids)
Cellular component (GO): cytoplasm
Source: RefSeq, a predicted model, not a curated record